Molecule: messenger RNA, 1554 nt
Organism: Emiliania huxleyi CCMP1516
Lineage: Eukaryota; Haptophyta; Isochrysidales; Noelaerhabdaceae
Exons: 13
Coding region: 1-1554 (517 amino acids)
Molecular function (GO): protein binding
Source: RefSeq, a predicted model, not a curated record
AUGCUACACAGGAAGCUGGUCCUUCGGAACGACGCGGAGCUGGAGCGGGUGCUGGAGAGCGGCCGCGGCCUGGAGGGCCCGUCGGCCGACCACUUUAUCGAGCGCGUCAACCGUCCCGAUUCGACGGGCGCGACGCCGCUGCACGCCGCCAUCUCCUCCGCCGCCAUCGCGGCCACGGUCAAGGCUGCGGGUCCAAAGGACCCGUGGGCGCCGGACUCGGGCGAGGGGCAGCUGCGCUGCCUCCGCCUCCUCCUCUCCUCCGGCGCGUCGGUCGAGCGCAAGUACUUUGGCCGGACGGCGCUGCACCUCGCCGCUGCCGCGAUCCUCGACACGGCGGCGGCGGCUGCCGCCGCAGCACACGCCGGAAGCACUGCGCUGCACCUCGCUUGUGCGGCGGGCGACAGCGAGGUGGUGCGGGCGCUGCUUGCGGGGGGCGCCUCCUCGUCCGCCAGGGAUGGGUUCGGCCGGUCGGCCGCGGGCGUGGCCGCGCGGUGCGGCUUCCUCGACAUCGCGGAGCCGGCGAAGCCCGCCAUCGGCCGCGUCGACACGGACACGGAGGUGACGGCGCACUCGCUCGUCGCGGCGCUGCAUGCGGCGGGCGGUGCGGUCCAGGCGGUCGCCGACGUCUGCGCCUCGCCGCGCCGCGCGCGCAACGCGUUUUGCGCCGUCCGGCCUCCAGGCCACCACGCCGGCCCUCGCGGCGCGGUGGGCGGCCAGUCUGCCGGUUUCUGCCUCCUCUCCACCGCAGCCAUCGGCGCGGCCUACGCGCUCGCCUGCCGGCGCGAGGUCGUGCGCCGUGUCGCCAUCCUCGACUACGACGUGCACCACGGCAACGGGACGCAGGAGUGCGUGCGCAACGUCCGACCGACCGAGCGCGUCGAGUCGUUCAGCGCGGCCGGCGCGACGCUGAGGCUGAGCCGCGUCGAGUGCAAGCCGUGGCUGUCGGAGGAGGACGGCGACAACGUCUUCUUCGGCUCGAUCCACGGUUUCGGCGAGGAGGGGGGCGGCGGCGGCCAGUUCUACCCCGGCUCGGGCGGGCCCGUCGACCAGAGCGCUGAGCCUUCCGUCAUCAACUCGCCGGUGGGGCUGCGCACGCCGUCGGCGCAGUGGCGUCGCUUCAUGAGCGAGAAGCUGCUCACGCCGCUCGCCGCCUUUGGCCCCGACCUCGUCAUCAUCUCUGCCGGUUUCGACGCGCACGCGCACGACCCUCUCGAGGCGGGCGCGCUGCUCGACAGCGACUUCGAGUGGAUGACGGCCGAGCUCGUCGGGCUCGCCGAGCGCUGCUGCGACGGGCGGCUCGUCUCGCUUCUCGAGGGAGGGUACCAGACCGCCGGCGGACCGCUCGCGUCCCUCGGCCGCGCCGCGGCGGCGCACGUCGCCGCGCUGAUGGACCCGACCCUCGUCGGCGUGCCUUGGGACGCGCGCGCGUGUGGCGAGCGGCUCGAGAGCGGCAUCGCCGCUGCGGCCGACCGCCGCUCCAAGCGCUCGCGCACAGACGUCGAUUACACGGCGCUCCAGGCAGAGAUCGAGGCAGAAGAGGGGGGCGGCGCGUGA